AUGAAUUACAAUAUCCACCCAGUAUCAUACUUGAACGCUGACAGCUACAGCAGCAGCAGCAACAACAACAACAACAACAACUUGACUCAAAAUGACAAUAUAAAUGUAAACUUGAACAACCACCACCAACACCAAAACCAAAACCAAAACCAACUGCAACAACACCAACAACACCAACAACAACAACAGCAGCAAUCUUAUACACAGAGGUUUCAACAUCAGUUGCAACCUCCAUCACAACAGCAGCAGCAACAGCACCAACAACAACAACAUCAGAGAUCUAGCAUGCUCAAGAACUCACCUUCUGCUGACUUGGAGAUGGACAAUAUCACAUCGCCAUCCUCCAUCACUUCAUCACACUCUCCAAGAACCAACAACUUGAAUGGAAGUCCACUCUCCUCAUUCACUUCACACUCUGUGACAAACUCACCUAUUGAACAAUCAAAACAAAAGCCAGUUGAAUUGUCAACAAGAAGUAUCAAUGAUGGUUCAGUUUCAAACAUCAAGAGUAGUAGCGGUAACGUUGGUGUCAGUGGUAACGGUAAUAGUGCUGCAAAUCAACAGCAAUACAAUACCGCUUCACAAUCUAUCUUGCCAUCAACAUCGAUGAUUGACUCUUUUGCAUCAUCAACAGGAACAUAUCCACAACCACCUCAACAACCACCGCAAUUACACCCAAAUUUAAACCAUGUUUACAAUAGCCAAAGUUACUAUCAACCACCCGCACCACCACCACAACAACAACAACAACAACAACAACCAAAAACAUCACUCCAUGAGCCCAGUCUCUACCACGACGUUGCAAAUGGCCAUUUCCACCAACCAUUGGUUAAUGGAAUUCCUCAAAUUCAAGUUAACAAUACUGAUGCAAAAUCCAACCCUACAUUCAACACAUACUCUGUUAAACCACCAAAGAAGACCUAUAAGAAAAUCAGAGAAGAGGAUCUUAGAGGUCCAUUCAAGUGUUUAUGGGGAAACUGUUACAUCAUUUUUGACACACCUGAAUUGUUGUAUGACCACUUGUGCGAUGAUCACGUUGGUAGAAAAUCAUCAAACAAUCUCAGUUUAACUUGUUACUGGGAAAAAUGUGGCACAACCACAGUAAAGAGAGAUCACAUCACUUCCCACUUGAGAGUUCACGUUCCUUUAAAACCAUUCCAUUGUGACUUGUGUCCUAAGUCAUUUAAGAGACCACAAGAUUUAAAGAAACACUCCAAGAUUCAUGCAGAUGACCAUCCAAAGAAGUUGAAGAAGGCACAAAGAUUAUUAUUGAAACAACAACAGAAGGAGUUUAAACAAAGGCAAAAAUCGGGUAAAGUUGAUAAUGGUGUUGGCAAUGGCAAUGGUGUUGGUGUUGGUACAUACUACCAGCCUACAGGAGCUGCUAUUAUUAAUGAUGGUGAUGAUUACAAUAGAAAGAGAAGAUAUGACAAUUCACAACAUAACAUGUAUGUUGUGAAUAGUAUUUUGAAUGACUUUAGCUUCCCACAAGUGCCACAUGCAACCACUGGCGGUAGUUAUACCCAUCAACAACCACAACCACAACAGCAACAGCAACAGCAGCAACAACAACAACAACAAACACUGGUUGAUCAAAAUAAGAGAGUCAAGCCAAAUGGCGAAUACAAUAUUGACAUGUUCAACAGAUUAAACCAUUUGGAUGAGCAAUACCACUCGCACCACCUUCCCCAACCACCAGCACAAUCACUGGCACAAGCUGCUUCUUUGCACCACUACCAUCCAACUUAUACUAAUAGCGCAAGUACAGGUAAUGGUAACAUUUACGAAGCAGAAAAGUUUUUCAACUCAUUGUCAAACUCCAUCGAUAUGCAAUACCAAAACUUGUCUUCGCAAUACCAUCAACAACACCAACACCAACAACCACACUCUUCUCAACAAGUCUCACAAACACAUCACAACCAUCACCAUAAUCCACCACCACCACCAUCACAACAGCAACAACAAGUGUCAUCUAGCCAGUUGUACCCAUCGCUCCCAACAUUAUCAAAUACAGCAUCUGCGAUUUCGAGAGAUGCCCCAAUUUUGUCUUCGAAUGUUGGUUCUACUGCAACUACUUCAUCUUCAUCAUAUAUACCUUCGUCUUACCCACAGAUUAAUAGGCCAAGCACCUACACUUCAUACGGCCAACAACCUCAUGCCGGUAGUAUGGAGUAUAAUGGUGUCUCAGUUUACCAAAAAUCAGGACAAAAACUUGACGAUGUUGAUCCAGUGCAAGAAGAAGUGGAUGAGAAAGAAGAGGAAGAAGGAGAAGAAGGAAAUGUUGCCGAGUCAGUCUCUGUAUCAUCAUCUGAAGAAGAUAAAGAAGAAGAUGAAGAAGAAGAUGAUGAAGAAGAUGAUGAUGAAGAAGAUGAAAUGGAAUCAUUAUUUGAUAAAUUGAACUUGAGCGAUGCCGAAGACCACGAAGUUGUUGAUGAUGAAUACGAGGACGUGGAAGAUGUUGAGAUUGACGGAUAUAAUCUCAAGGAUGUUGCAAGACACAGAGCUAUGAUCAAAAAUAUCUUGGAUAUGAUCAAGAAGCAGAUUAAGGAACAAGAAGCGGCAAAUGGACAGAAUGGUUUGGAGAAGGAGACAACAAAGCAGAGAAAUGUAGAAACAGGUUCAGACUCUGGUGUGUUUGUUGAGAAGUUGUACCCAACCAUCACCGCUUUUUAA
Lodderomyces elongisporus is the source of this 2673-nucleotide messenger RNA. RefSeq names its product alkaline-responsive transcriptional regulator (gene RIM101). Gene Ontology annotation, biological process: positive regulation of transcription by RNA polymerase II. The record is from RefSeq and is a predicted model, not a curated record. Gene Ontology annotation, cellular component: nucleus. NCBI's taxonomy places the organism in Eukaryota, Fungi, Ascomycota, Pichiomycetes, Serinales, Debaryomycetaceae. Bases 1 to 2673 code for a protein of 890 amino acids. The transcript has a single exon.